AUGAGAGAAAAGGGAAAGGUAAAAUUAACAGUUAAAAAUAAUAUUGACUUUGAGGAUAAUCACUUAAAUAAUGCUUCUUCAGGAGAGAAAUUGAAUAAUGUUUCUUUUAUAUCAAAUGCUGAGUCUGAAAUUGAUGAAUAUUUAGCUUAUAAUAAUAAUUAUAGUCUUAUUAUGAAACAUCUUACAACAUUGGAAGCUGAAAAUGUAUGCCUUCAAUUUCUUCUGGAUCAAGGAACCUUUAAGAUGAAUAACCAACAAGCUAAUAAUGCAAAAUCUAAUAAAAGAAAGCCUAAGAUAUUAGAUGAAAGUGAUAAUGAUAUUUUAAGUAAUAAUUCAAAGAUACUUGAACAAAAUGAAAGAUCUAAAUAUGUUAAAACUAUUGUCGAUGACUGUGAAUCAACACGUAAUAGUAAAAAAAAUGUGAAUGAGAAACCAUCAGAUACAACUUCAUCAAAUUUGACCAUUCAAUCACAAACCUCAACUGGUUCAAGAAGUUCAAGAGGUCAGGUUCAACAAACUCACCAAUCAAUACGUAAUAGUAAAAAAAAUGUGAAUGAGAAACUAUUAGAUACAACUUCUUCAAAUUUGACCAUUCAAUCAUAA
Molecule: messenger RNA, 603 nt
Organism: Funneliformis mosseae
Lineage: Eukaryota; Fungi; Glomeromycota; Glomeromycetes; Glomerales; Glomeraceae
Source: the annotation of a GenBank genome assembly